GUUAACUUUCUGACCUAUGAGUUUGUGCCUAGCCUAUGAGCACUAUGAGGUAAUAAAUAAAAUAAACCUAAAGAAAAAAGCAAAUAUAAAUAAAUAUUCAUCGAUUUUCGGCUGAGACAAAAUGACGACCAUGCGACCAAAGUCACCUCGCCCUGUAGCAGUUAGAGGUGAAAAAGAGGAAACAAUUUGGGAUAAACUUGGUACAAUAGGAAGGAAAAAAAGAAUAAAGGAAGUUCAGGAAGUCCAAGCUGAAGGCAAAUAUGCAAUUGAUUCACCAGGAUGUCCUACAGCACCAGUUAUUCCUCCUGAGGAAUAUAACUUAGAUGAUAAUGAGGAAAGAUGUAUAAUUGAUCCAAAAGCUUAUGAAAACCCAAGGUUUAUUGAGCUUUUGAAUGUUCUUAAAGAAUGGAUCAAUGAUGAACUAGCAUCUCAAAGAAUUAUUGUGCAAGAAUUGGCCGAAGAUUUGUAUGAUGGGCAGGUGCUUCAGAAACUCUUGGAAAAACUCACUGGAGAUAAGUUAGAUGUACCUGAGGUUACACAGUCUGAGGAAGGACAGAAACAGAAACUAGCUGUUGUUUUAAACCACUUUAAUAAAAUUCUAGGGGUGGAUAGAAGAGACAACAAAUGGAGUGUAGAAGCAAUUCAUUCAAAGAAUAUUGUUGCCAUAACUCACUUGUUGGUAGCAUUGGCCAGACAUUUCAGACCUCCAGUACGUCUUACAGAACAUGUUUCUGUGGAUGUUGUUGUGGUGAGGAAAAAAGAGGGUCAGUUGGUACAUAAAACAGUCAAAGAGGUGUUGACCAAAGCUUAUGAAGAUGUUGGGAUGAGAUGUGAAAGAGACGCAUUUGAUACUUUGUUUGAUCAUGCUCCUGACAAGCUGCAGGUUGUCAAAAAGUCACUGGUAACAUUUGUCAACAAGCAUCUGAACAAAAUGAACUUUGAAGUUACUGAAAUCGAAAGUCAGUUCCAUGAUGGAGUUUAUCUAAUAAUGUUGAUGGGUCUACUUGAAGGUUUCUUUGUCCCACAUUACUGUUUCCAUCUGACACCACAUGAAUUUGACCAGAAGGUGCACAAUGUCAAUUUUGCUUUCGAACUUAUGGAGGAGGUUGGUCUUGCCAAACCUAAAGCUAGGCCCGAAGGUUAGUACCAUUUCUGGUGAGACUUAAAAAACGAAAAGACCAAGCAAAUAACUGCCAAACACGUCCGCAGUCGUACAUCCGCGACGCGAUAACAUUUCAUUUUUGGAAGUGGCAAAAUUCCCAGUGGGGGAAUACACAGAACUUGAAGGGGAAAAAUUGGUGUGUGGGGUGGGUACAGAAGCCAAUGGGGCUGUUUCCUUGCAUGCAAUGGCUUGAGUAGUUACCUGGUGAGGCCUAAAGGCAAAUAUAUUCUGAGGGUUCUAAUGGAUCAGGCCUUCUCUGAGAAAAUUUACUACCCCCUGAUCUGCAAAAAGUUUGUGUGACUGAUACACUUUCAUAAAAAGUAAGCAAAGUGGCUCUUGCUAAUGAUUCUCCCCAUCUAUCUGGAUGAGACCCCUGAAUAAGAUGUGUCAUUUAUGAGACCAGAAAUCGGCCCGAGAUAACCUCAACCUUAGGAAAUAAAAAAUUCCAUUCAUGUUAGGGCUCUUCACACUACCUCUUUGGAGCUUCUGUUUAGCCACUAUACACACUCCUAUUCACAUGAUUUGAUUUUCCAUAAAAUAAAUUAACAUGCCCUUGAACUAUUUUAGAUAUAGUGAAUACGGAUCUGAAGUCGACUCUGAGAGUGCUGUACAAUUUAUUCCAACGUUACAGGACAAUCAUCUGAAAUUGUAGAUGUAUCUUCUAUGGUGCCUUUUAUAGAUGUUGAAAAUUUAUAUAAUGGAAACACUAAUUGUUAUUAAUGUUUUGAAUAUUUAUUUUAUAUUAUGUAUACUUAAAACUGACUUGUACUUUUAAUAUCUAUAUUUAUAUAUUUUUAUUUCGAAAAAUAUAAUCUUAACAAACCCAACA
This is a messenger RNA of Acanthoscelides obtectus, 1991 nucleotides long. Lineage: Eukaryota; Metazoa; Arthropoda; Insecta; Coleoptera; Chrysomelidae. The record is from the annotation of a GenBank genome assembly.